Knipowitschia caucasica is the source of this 714-nucleotide messenger RNA. The record is from the annotation of a GenBank genome assembly. NCBI's taxonomy places the organism in Eukaryota, Metazoa, Chordata, Actinopteri, Gobiiformes, Gobiidae.
AUGAGGGAGGUGAGGGACAGGAGGCCCCUGGACUCUGUGGAGGAGGUAAGGGACAGGAGGCCCCUGGACUCUGUGGAGGAGGUGAGGGACAGGAGGCCCCUGGACUCUGUGGAGGAGGUGAGGGACAGGAGGCCCCUGGACUCUGUGGAGGAGGUGAGGGACAGGAGGCCCCUGGACUCUGUGGAGGAGGUGAGGGACAGGAGGCCCCUGGACUCUGUGGAGGAGGUGAGGGACAGGAGGCCCCUGGACUCUGUGGAGGAGGUGAGGGACAGGAGGCCCCUGGACUCUGUGGAGGAGGUGAGGGACAGGAGGCCCCUGGACUCUGUGGAGGAGGUGAGGGACAGGAGGCCCCUGGACUCUGUGGAGGAGGUGAGGGACAGGAGGCCCCUGGACUCUGUGGAGGAGGUGAGGGACAGGAGGCCCCUGGACUCUGUGGAGGAGGUGAGGGACAGGAGGCCCCUGGACUCUGUGGAGGAGGUGAGGGACAGGAGGCCCCUGGACUCUGUGGAGGAGGUGAGGGACAGGAGGCCCCUGGACUCUGUGGAGGUGGUGAGGGACAGGAGGCCCCUGGACUCUGUGGAGGAGGUGAGGGACAGGAGGCCCCUGGACUCUGUGGAGGAGGUGAGGGACAGGAGGCCCCUGGACUCUGUGGAGGAGAGCAACCGACAGACCAACCGACAGACCAACCGACAGACCAACCGACAGACCAUCUGA